Megalobrama amblycephala (Wuchang bream) is the source of this 1352-nucleotide messenger RNA. Its product is annotated as POU domain, class 6, transcription factor 1-like. The transcript is spliced from 7 exons. Bases 454 to 1314 code for a protein of 286 amino acids. The record is from RefSeq and is a predicted model, not a curated record. Lineage: Eukaryota; Metazoa; Chordata; Actinopteri; Cypriniformes; Xenocyprididae.
UCCCGUUCUGUCGAGCCAGCGCCAUUUUUUCAAUGCAAGACUUGGCCUGCAUAAAUUAUGUUCAUGACGUAGUGCAAAAGAGCAAAUUUGUGUUAAUUUUUAGGCACUUUUCUGCAGAUAAGGGGUUACCUUGGCUAUUAAGGUGCACUUGCUUCACCGGCACGACAGUUAACGGAAAGACGUCAUUAAAUAUUUAGUUGAAAAGAGAAGCAGCGCUUUCCCGAGCCUCCUUAUCAAUGCAAAUAGCUCUUUUGUGUGCAUUCGUAGCGCGCGUCGGAAGCUGUGAGAUGAAUUUUUAAUUAUGCAUAUUUAAAAGAAACUGUGGCAAAGCUCGCCGAAGGAGGAGAAAUAAAGAAAAUAUCCCACCUUUCAGCGGGUGGUACUGCAGAGCUGGUAACAUCCCCUUCAAUCAAUAUGCAGAAUCAUUGAUCUCCUCAGAGCUUAGACGUCAUCAUGGACACCGAGGAUCUCCCUGCAAACAAUGCGCCCCUUACUGUCAAUGAACAGCUUUUAGGUUCCUGCACUUUGAAAUUCCCAGCACAAGACGACCAGGUCAUCGUCAUGUCAGGUCAGGAGACCAUCCGUGUGUUGGAGGUGGAGGUGGAUACAGCCUUGUCGUCUUCAGGGGUUGAUGAGAAGGUGGAGUCAGGGGGUGAGGAGGGCGCUGGUCAGACCCUGGAUGCCGCUGAGGAGGGUCCGUUGGACAGUCCAGUAACCACAAGCGCUACUACACCUGUGUCUGUGGAGGUCUCAGCACCUGCAGUCCAGACUGCGGUCUCCACAGCCCCCAUCAGUGUGUCUCCAGCCCAGCCGCAGACCAGCGUACCCAUCACUGUCCAGGCCUGUCCACAGGUCCUGACUCAGGAUGGUUUGGCCUCUCUGAUGACUGGCAUGCUUGCCCAGCAGGGUUCUUUGGGUCAGCCCCUGCUCAUUCCUUUGAGUAUGGCCGGGUCUGUGGGUGGUCAGGGUGGUCUGGCUGUGCUCACCUUACCCACCGCCACUGUCGCCACCAUCCCUGGUCUCACGGCAGUCAGCCCUGCCGGAGGACUGCUGAAGCUGCCGUUUGCAGGACUGCAGGCUGCUACUGUGUUGAACUCUGUCCAGACGCAGCUGCAGUCACCUGCGCAGGCGGUCCUGCAGCCCCAGGUGUCUGCUCUGCAGUCCGUACAAGCGGCCCUGCAGCCAACGCAGGCCACGCCAGCCACCACCGCAUCUGUUGUGCAGAAGGUGUCAGAGCCUAGUGCCUCUGUCGCAACACUUCAGACUGCAGGCCUGUCCAUCAACCCUGCUAUUGUGAGUAGGGAACACUUCUGAUAUGAAUGUGUGAUUCAUGAUUUAGGGAUUAGUUGUAA